AUGAAGUACCAGUCUUUGGCCCUUGCGGCCACCACAUUCCUUACCUGUGCGUCAGCAUUCCCUCGCAUGGAUGCAGAGCAACUCAAGGCAUACAACGAAGCCUCCAAGAGAAGUGCUGAACCUGCAGCAUGCCCUUACGCCAAGCGCGAAGCAGAGGCAGCUGCGGACCCCAGCUGUCCUUUCGCGAAGAUAGCAAACAAGUUCAAGCGCAGCACAUUCAACGCUGAGCAACAACAUAUCCGGACUGAUGGCGAAUAUGCGUUCGUACCGCCCAACUUUCAGUCAGGAGACCAGCGUGGACCAUGUCCCGGCCUCAACGCUCUGGCGAAUCAUGGCUACUUGCCCCACUCAGGUGUCGCCGAUAUGCAGACGAUCAUCAAAGCCACCAACGAGGUAUAUGGCAUGAGCCUCGACCUGGGCGGAUUCCUGGCCGUCUAUGGCACUGUGUUCGAUGGCAACCCACUCUCAACGAGCCCAGGCUACAGCAUCGGCGGGCCAAGCAAGGACUCACAGAACAUCCUCAACGGCGUUGGUUUGCUAGGCACACCCAGUGGUCUCUCCGGAUCCCACAACAAGUACGAGUCUGACGUUUCUCCGACUCGUGCCGAUCUCUACCUUACCGGCAACAACUUCCAUAAUGUCAAGGACCGCUUCGUCGACUACUACUAUGCACUCAAGGAGAACACUCCUGCACCAGAACAAUAUACUGCCCUGGCGCCCUUCCAUGCACAACGAUAUGAAGAGUCGCUGAUGUCAAACCCUUACUUCUUCUACUCACCAUUUGCCGGCAUCCUCGUUUCUCCUGCAGGCUAUUCAUUCCCGCCGCGAAUGAUGGCCAAUCACUCUGAGGAGUACCCGGAAGGCUACCUAUCCAGGGAGACAUUCUCCACCUUCUUCGGUGUUGACACCCACGAGUCCCAGAACCCGCAAGACUUUGAGGUCAAGCAGGGCUGGGAGCGUAUCCCGGACAACUGGUACAAGCGACCCAUCAACGACGAGUUCUCCAUCCCCGACUUCCUCCUCGAUGUCCUCCAGCACGCCGAGUACGAUCCUCGUCUUUUGUCAUUCGGCGGCAACACGAAUGGCGUCAAUACGUUCGCCGGUCUCGACAUCGGCGACCUCACUGGUGGUGUACUGAACUUCGCCAACCUCCUUGACCCCAACAAUCUGCUAUGUGUCGCCCUGCAGAUUGCUGAGGCUGCUGCUCCGGAUGUGCUUGGCAGUCUGUACACGGAUGUGAAGAAGGCCAUGACGCCUCUGACCGACAAGGUCACACAGCUGCUUGCUGGCAAGGGUUGCCCGCAGUUGCAAAAGAUCAACUCGGAGCUCUUUGAGAAGUAUCCUGGAUAUACUGAAAGCUAUGGUAGCUAUGCUGGUUUCUCUGAGAUUGGUACUGAUCCGGUCGACGGCGUGUUGGAGGGCGUUACUGGCGUUCUUGGAGGUUUGAUCCCGACUGGGCAGAAGGUGUAA
Molecule: messenger RNA, 1470 nt
Organism: Cyphellophora attinorum
Lineage: Eukaryota; Fungi; Ascomycota; Eurotiomycetes; Chaetothyriales; Cyphellophoraceae
Product: Aromatic peroxygenase
Exons: 1
Coding region: 1-1470 (489 amino acids)
Molecular function (GO): peroxidase activity
Source: RefSeq, a predicted model, not a curated record